Schistocerca serialis cubense is the source of this 1857-nucleotide messenger RNA. RefSeq names its product huntingtin-like. The transcript has 12 exons. Gene Ontology annotation, cellular component: cytoplasm. The record is from RefSeq and is a predicted model, not a curated record. The coding region runs from base 1 to 1857 and encodes 618 amino acids. NCBI's taxonomy places the organism in Eukaryota, Metazoa, Arthropoda, Insecta, Orthoptera, Acrididae.
AUGGAGAGAACCAGGACAGUGUUCUUCUCUGGUGAAAACCCAAUAAAAUCAAAAACUGUGCUGGAGCUGCUGGCUUUGGUGCUAAGCGAGCGUGAGAGUGAGGAGCGCUGGCGGCGCUGGUCGCGCCAGGUGGUGGAUGCGGUACUGCCGCUCCUCGCCAGUGGCCGCAUCCGGCUCGAGUCCCGUGAGGCACAGCAGGCGCUCAACCGCGUCCUGGGAGCUGCCGCACCCAGUGUGCUGCGCCCCGCCGACCCCCUCCUGCGCUCUCUUUUUGCACCGUUCCCGAACCCGAACGGCUCCCUGGUAGCAGUGCAGCGGUGGCUGGGUGGGGUGUUGGCACUGGUGUUGCUGCUGCUGUCCCACGGCAAGGAAGAUGCUGUCCUGGCCCGGCUGGAGGAACUGCAGCUGGCACCCCCUCCGUCAUCGCCUUGUGAUCCCUUGAAUGCUGCUGCUACAACUGCAUCUUGUGGGAUGGAUCCAGACCAGGCUGUUGCCAGGUUCCUACUCAGAGUUAUUAGUGUGGUUGGCAAACGGAUUCAUAAAGAAGCCUUCAAUCCAGCAGCUGACCCUGCCUGGGAUUACCUACAGGAGCAGUUUGCUCACUUCCUGCUGUACUGUAUAUACAUGUUCGAAUCAGGUAGCUACUGUAAGGUUGCCACAGCAGCUAUGGAGAUGGUGCAAGUGAGUCCAACUGAUAGCCUGGUCGGGAACAUGAAUAAGAUAUUUUUGGAACUCGCGGCUCGCUGUCCGUUAUUAACAUUCUUGUGGUGCUACCUUUUAAUUCUUCUGGGUUACUGUGAUCGCAGUUUCUGGGCCAGCAUUCUUCGUACAAAGCCAGUUCCUUUACUGAUGGAUGAAGGGCCCGUUGAAACUGAAAGCUGUGGCCCAUCCUCUUGUGUUAACUUGGAAGUAGUGAGGAAGGGUGGUACUAUCCUGUACUGUGACUUUGUGUGUGAGAACCUGAGUGAUGCCGAGCAGUUGACCUGGUUGUUGGUGAACCAUAUGGAGCAUGUUAUCCAGCUGUCGACGGAGCCACCAGUGCAGGAGCUGAUAGCAGCCGUCCACCGCCACAGCACGGCCAGCGGGCUGCUUGUACACGCGGUUGGAUCCCGUUGUCAAGAUAUGCGACAGCCAAGCCAAGUGUCACGGCUCUUGCACUGCCUGGAGGGAGUGCACCCUUCACAGAGUGGUCCGCUACUGCAGCUGCUGGUGACGAAGCUGCUGUCCCUGCCACAGCUCGCACUGGCGAGGCAGGCUGCGUCACUGGCUGCCCGCCGUGCCGAAGUGCUGCUGGCUCUGGGCCGGGAGCAGGCACAAGCACAGCUGGCGGCAGAGGAGCUGCAGGCGCUGCUGGCAGAGCUGCAGCACCAUCGCAGGCAUAGUGGUCUCAUAAGUGUGUUAAACAAGUUGGCUUCUGAGUGCUACAAUUUACAGUCAUCUGAAUUUGAUUCUGGAACAAACAUUGUCCCAUCAAGUAUUCGUAGCAUUGUUGUUGACAAGAACUGGUUUCUGGCUCAAGUUAAAAACAGAUGCUCCCAGGGCUGUUUGUCUGGACGUGACUCAGCCCGCCUUCUUAGCAAGCUCCAGUAUGAGGACGUACUGCUGGUGCUGAGCUGCAAAGAAGUCAGUCCAAAAAUUUUGCAGCACUGCAUACGGUUGGGUACACAGCUGACUCUCCAGGCUUACCAAGAUGCUGGAGUUCCCCAGGCAAGUUACAGUGAUCCAGCAACCUGCAUAGAACUUCAGGAGAAAAUGCAGGAGUUGGAAAGCCCCUUAUAUGCUGCCUCUCGAGCUGUGUUGUUGCAGCAUGUUGCCCAUAUCAAGAGCCUUCUGCCUCGCCCGCACCAGCCUGUUUGA